UAUAAAUGCAGUUCUAAGAGGAAGCAGUAGACUAGAAGGAUCUGGCAGAGACAGAGAGAUACAAACCUUUCACAGGUUUUCAAACAAAUCUCAAGAUAUCACUGUGGGAAACACUGGUUGACCUGACAGAAUGUUCUCAAUCCUGUUUGUCACAGUCUUCUUGGCCAGCUGCUUGGCAAUGCCCAUCAAAGAACCGUACUCGUAUUCCUCUGCGGUGGGUCUGGGCACUGGCACCCCAUUUGCCUCCUCCGGUGAGGGACGCAUCACAGCGGUCAGAGUGUGGGAGAACAACAACAACAACUACUACUACUACUACUACAACAACAACGCCUACAUCAACGGGUUCCAGCUGAGAUACAGCAACACCUGGUCUCCUGUAUUCGGUCGCGAAGUGGGGGAAAAGCAGGAGAUGGAGCUGUUUAAGGAUGAGGCCAUCGUCGAGGUGUCUGGGAAGUACAACCCAGGAGACUACAUCUGCUACCUGGUGUUCACCACCAACACGGGGCGCACUCUGGUGGCCGGCCUGCCUAACCAAGUCUCCUUCAACUUCUACCCAGCCAACAUGGGCAAUGAGCUGAGGCUGCUCAGCGGUCGCUUCAACGGUGCCGGGAUCACUUCCAUCGGAGCCCACUGGGGAUUGGUGUACAUGGAAGAGGCUGGAAACAGUACCUCCUCUUAAUCGAAAAAAAAAAAAAAGUAUGGCUUGCUCUUUGGGAUGGUUUCCCGGAUACAGAUUAAGCCUAGUCCUGGACUAGUUACUUUCAAUGGAGAUUCUCCAUUCAGCAUGCUUUUUAGUCCAGGAGUAAACUUAAUCUGGGUCCAGGAAACUGACCCUAUAUGUUUUGGACGGAUGUUUGACAUAGACGCUGACAGGACUGUUUUAAUAUCACUAUCUGAUGGGUGCUUCAUGCGAUUUUAAACUGAAUGAAUUUGAAUAUUUAUAAUAUUUUGGGAGUAAUUUUGUACUGCUUUAAGUGAGGUGAUCCCGUUUGAGUGAGUGGGUCACGGACCACAUGCGUUGUUACUCAUCAUUUGAGGUUGUAUUUAUCACAAUAAAUGAAAUAAUCAUAUGGGAUUUAAAGGAUUAAAUAUAUCUUUGAUUAAUUGAACAAUAAAAUAUUAUCGGGAGACAAUUCCACUCAUGGUACUUCACCUUCACUAUUUUAUACACACUGUAUUUUUUUUUGGUGUUCCUUUUCUGCUACAUCUACUUACGGACAUUUUAAUAAAAAGCACAUCUUUAAUCAUUA
Molecule: messenger RNA, 1250 nt
Organism: Coregonus clupeaformis (lake whitefish)
Lineage: Eukaryota; Metazoa; Chordata; Actinopteri; Salmoniformes; Salmonidae
Product: zymogen granule membrane protein 16-like
Exons: 5
Coding region: 131-679 (182 amino acids)
Source: RefSeq, a predicted model, not a curated record